Messenger RNA from Ornithodoros turicata, 2617 nucleotides. It is a transcript of the gene nompB, whose product is annotated as intraflagellar transport protein 88 homolog. NCBI's taxonomy places the organism in Eukaryota, Metazoa, Arthropoda, Arachnida, Ixodida, Argasidae. Gene Ontology annotation, biological process: non-motile cilium assembly; intraciliary transport. Bases 1 to 2523 code for a protein of 840 amino acids. Gene Ontology annotation, molecular function: kinesin binding. The record is from RefSeq and is a predicted model, not a curated record. The transcript is spliced from 25 exons. Gene Ontology annotation, cellular component: ciliary base; non-motile cilium; centriole.
AUGGCAACCGCGGUUGAAGCCAUUCGCGUGAUCCCUCCGGAUGACGAUGACCUGUAUUCUGGUUACAAUGAAUUUCACCCGUCAUUGGACACAAAUAGCUUGGUGCAAGACGAGGGAUUUCAGCAGGCUGUGGAGACUAGCUAUGGACGAAGACCACCGACAACCACAACUGGCAGACUACAAGUCGGAUAUGUCGGGACAAGCAUCGGGAUGCGUGGACAGACUUCUGCGGCACCGCCGUCUCGCCUGGGCACAGGCAGGCAGCCUGGGUUGGCCCGCCCUAUGACUGCUGUCAGAGGUGCAGGGUAUUCCUCGGCAGGAGGAAGGGCGCAAGCAGGUAUAUUCGAUCCUUCGACCCAAGCUAAGGCAAUCGUCUCACCACUACAAAAAGAGAAUGCAAGUCCCGAAGAUCGUAUCAGGUUGAUGGAGAAGGCAGUCAUCGAGAUUGUCGAGGAGAGUUGCAUCUUAGCGUCAAAGCAAGAUUAUAAACGGGCCCUUGAAAAGGCCAAAGAGGGCCACGUAAAAGAGAAAGCACUGUCCAGGCAGCGCGAGCAACAGGCAACGGAUAUGGCUGCAAACCUUGAUCUCAUGUACUGCGUGCAGUUCAACCUCGCAGUUCAGUACACCAGGAACGAAAUGUACAACGAAGCUCUCAACACUUACCAAGUUAUCGUCAAAAACAAAGCGUUCUCAAACGUCGGCCGGCUCAAGGUGAAUAUGGGCAAUAUAUAUUUUCAACAAGGCAACUAUCCACGUGCAAUCAAGUUCUAUCGCAUGGCCUUGGACCAAGUUCCGAAUACACACAAGGAUAUGAGGAUCAAGAUAAUGAAGAACAUUGGCUUGGCCUUUGUCCGAAUGACACAAAUUGCAGACGCUAUAACUUCCUUUGAGUACAUCAUGGCUGAGAAGGCGGAUUUCCGGUCAGCCCUUCACCUCAUUAUCUGCCAAUACGCACUUGGGGAUCGCGACAAGACGAAGCGUUGCUUCCUGAAGCUUCUCGACGUUCCGUUAGAGCACGCUGAUGAGGACAAGUAUACAGCUCCGUCAGACGACCCUCAAGCGAACUUGUAUUUUGAGGCCAUCAGGAACGACGCAUUACAAAAGAUUGAACAGAGAAGAAAACAGGAGGCCGAGUGGAGCAUCCUGACAGCAGCCAAGCUGAUCGCUCCGGUCAUUAGCAGUUCUUUCUCCGAGGGCUACGAGUGGUGCGUGGAACAGAUCAAAGCAUCUCCAUAUGCAGAAAUCGCAAACGACCUCGAGAUUAGCAAAGCGGUCACGUACCUACGGAAACGUGAAUUUGCACAGGCGAUUGAAACGCUAAAAAUGUUUGAAAAGAAAGACACUAAGGUGGCCAGUACAGCAGCAACUAACCUAUCCUUCCUGUAUUUCUUGCAAAACGACGUAGCUCAAGCUGACAAAUAUGCUGAGCAAGCCAUCAUGGCCGACAGAUACAAUGCCGGGGCCCUGGUUAACAAGGGUAACUGCUGUUUUGCCAACAAUCAACUGGAACGUGCUGUACAGUACUACAGAGAGAGCCUCGCGACCGAAGCCAGCUGCGUAGAAGCUCUUUACAACUUAGGGGUAACAUACCAAAAGCUUGGAACAUUGGAAGAGGCCUUAGAGUGUUUCUACAAACUACGGGCCAUUAUCACGACUUACCCUCAGGUUGUGUACCAGAUUGGAAGGACCUACGAACUUAUGAAGGACAUGGACCAAGCAAUGGAAUGGUACCAGCAGCUGGUGACCUUGAUGCCCACAGAUCCACACCUGCUGGCGAAGAUAGGGGAGAUGUGCGACUUGCAAGGAGACAAACAGAUGGCCUUCCAAUACCACUCAGAUUCCUAUAGGUACUUCCCGUCCAACAUCGAGAUCAUAGAAUGGCUUGGAGCAUAUUACAUUGAGACCCAGCUAUUUGAGAAGGCUGCCAAAUACUUCGAGAGGGCGGCCGUUAUCCAGCCGAAUCAAGUCAAGUGGCAGCUCAUGGUAGCCAGCUGCCACAGGAGAAGUGGAAGUUAUCAGAAUGCCCUCCAGACAUAUAAGGAUAUCCACAGAAAGUUUCCGGAGAAUACAGAAUGUCUGAGAUUCCUGGUGAGGCUUACGAGCGACAUGGGCCUUGCCGAUGCAGAGGAGUAUGCGGUAAGGCUCAGAAAAGCUGAAAAGGCUAAAGAGCUCAGGGAACAGAGGUCAAAUAGUGGCAGCAGGAGCGGCAGUCGGAGAGGAAGCAGCAGACUGUCACGGGAGAGCUCUGCAAACAGCAAUAUGUCUGGAAGUGAACAGCCAGUACGAAAUAUGAAGACACAAGGAACACCGUCUGCAAGAUCUCAAGGGAGCAACCGCCUCCACAUACCAGUAUUGGAAGGCGACGAGUCAUAUGAAACUACACAAAAAGCGAUAGAUGCAUCGUACGAAGACCCCCUUGGACCACUGGAGCAACGACCACGAACCGCUGCACGCAGAAGGGAUGUUGCCGCAGACGAUGAAUUCGAUAAUGAAGUACUAGGGGAGGACCUGCUUCCUGAAUAGUAGGCAUGAACGAACAUGCUCGGAUCAGCGUGAGGGAAAAGGUGAAACCUUAUACUGCCGUGCGCAUUUUAGCACAGAAUAAAACUCAUUUCUG